Molecule: messenger RNA, 861 nt
Organism: Panicum virgatum (switchgrass)
Lineage: Eukaryota; Viridiplantae; Streptophyta; Magnoliopsida; Poales; Poaceae
Product: probable LRR receptor-like serine/threonine-protein kinase At1g06840
Exons: 4
Coding region: 19-861 (280 amino acids)
Biological process (GO): protein phosphorylation
Cellular component (GO): membrane
Molecular function (GO): ATP binding; protein kinase activity
Source: RefSeq, a predicted model, not a curated record
UACUAUUUUGUCUGGGCUAUGUUUCCUCUCUGCUGUUCGAAUGACAAGGUUUUGCUGUCUGUUGCAGCAAAAAGAAUUUCAAUGAAAAUUGCUGGUGUAAAGGACUUUACUUUUGAAGAAUUGUCACAUUGUACAAAUGACUUCGAUGAUUCAACUCUGAUUGGCCAAGGAGGGUAUGGCAAAGUAUACAGAGAUUUGUUGGCUGAUGGAACAGUUGUAGCCAUAAAACGUGCACAGCAAGGAUCUCUUCAGGGUUCAAAGGAAUUCUUCACAGAGAUAGAAUUGCUGUCCAGGCUGCAUCACCGUAACCUGUUUUCUUUGCUUGGUUAUUGUGACGAAGAAGACGAGCAGAUGCUGGUAUAUGAGUAUAUGCCCAAUGGUAAUCUACGUGAUCAUCUUUCAGCUAGAGCUAAAGUGCCUCUAGAUUUCCCCAUGAGACUACGGAUUGCGCUGGGAUCAUCACGUGGUAUCCUGUAUUUGCACACGGAAGCAAACCCUCCAAUAUACCAUAGUGACAUCAAAGCUAGCAAUAUUCUACUGGACUCAAGGUUUGUUGCAAAGGUUGCUGAUUUUGGUCUCUCACGGCUUGCUCCAUUGCCAGAAACAGAGGGGAGUGCCCCUGUCCAUGUCUCCACUGUUGUAAAGGGUACCCCGGGCUAUCUUGACCCUGAGUACUUCCUUACCCAUAAGCUUACGGACAAAAGCGAUGUGUACAGCCUGGGUGUCGUGUUCUUGGAACUAGUGACCGGUAUUCAGCCAAUUUCUCAUGGAAGAAAUAUAGUCAGAGAAGUGUUGGCAUCCAAUCAGUCGGGGAUGAUAUUCUCGGUGGUUGAUAACACACUACUAGAAAACGGGCCAUAG